CAGCGCGAUCAGGAGUUGCGUUAUUGAUUUGAUGGUGAUGGACACGCGCGCUGCAGCGUUGCUGCUGCCAUCGCACUGCUGUCCUCUGUGGGAAUCUGAUCGAUAAUGUAGCAUGAGACCAGGCAGGGGAACGGACUUUAUCUCACCACUGUGGAGGUGUCGCGGUCUGAGGCGCGUUUCAGUGGCUGAAAACAUCGUCUCACAGGAACUAAACCGAGACAUUCAAGCGACGUCGGGAGAUUUCCGAGCGAUUCUGUGCGCAAAAGCGGACUGAACAGAAACAGCAAGCGCAUAUUUGAGCAACGGAGCUUCUACUCUAGAAUUAUUGACUUCAGAGACACUGCAAAUACACACCAAAAACCAUGUCAGUAGAUAAAACAUGCACCCGCUCUUCGCUAUCUGUUUGCAGGAGGACGCGAGGGUCGACAGGCCGCUGACAGUCACAAGGGGGAGCCGGACGGGACGUCUGCGGAGGGCUUUUUUGAACACAGUAUUAUCAGAGUUCACCUACCAGAGACCAUGUUGUCCAUCUUAGCGGCGGGGUCUGUGUUCUUCCCAGGCCUUUUCCUGUUGUCCAAGCAGUGUCUCAAAUCCAUCCCUGGACUGCGCUGGAAUGAGGGCGAUGCCGUCAUCGUGUCAGCCAGGUUGGUGUCAUCCAUCCAAGCUAUAAUGGCUUCUACGGCUGGUUACAUCAUCUCCUCAUCCUGUCAGGACAUCAUCGAGGACCAACAUUGGCUGACCUGCUCCUACAUUUUGUUCGCCGUGCCGUACUUUGUGUAUGACAUCUACGCCAUGUUCCUGUGUUACUGGCACAAGCUCCAGGUCAAAGGUCACGAGGUGGACAACGGCUCCAGAUCCAAGGCCGUGGCAGUCCCUGGUUAUCUCCGCCGAGAGUUCCUCAUGAUCUUACAUCACGUCGUCAUGGUCACCGCAUGCUUCCCCAUCUCUGUGUUCUGGAGGCAGGGAAAGGGCGAUUACUUCCAGGGUGUCAUGUUCCUGGCUGAACUCAGCACACCGUCCGUCUGUCUGGGGAAAAUCCUCAUCCAGUACAAGCAACAGCACACACUUCUUCACAAAGUGAAUGGAGCUGUUAUGCUGAUCACUUUCUUCCUCUGUCGAGUCCUUCUCUUCCCCUAUCUCUACUACGUUUACGGAAGGUACGCCUCGAUUCCCUUCUACCGGGUCCCUUUUGUGGUGCCCUGGCAGUGUAAUCUGGGAGCGGGUCUGCUCAUGGCCCCGCAGCUCUACUGGUUCUCCCUGAUCUGCAGAGGAGCUCUGCGCCUGUUCACCGGCCGCUCCUCGCGCUCCCGCAAACCCACGGCUCCGGUCAAGCCUGAGUAUGAAGGACACGAGGGAAUGCCUCAGUCAGCCAAUGGAUACAGUACACAGAUGGGGGGUCGGGACACACCCACAAUGUCUCACUGAGGGGAGGAGCUUAUGCAAACGAGACGGGAUUGGAUGAACGGCUGAGCAGAAGGGCAGGUUGCCAAGGAAGUACACAGAGUGAUUAAAGAGGUACCGAAAUAGACUAGACGCCCUGUAAUGCAUUGCAGAACAGCAUUAUGUUUAGUUACAGGGCUCGUGAACUGUAAAUAAGACAUGCUUUAGUAGAUCAAGGGAAGCUAUGCCGAAAAAAUCAGUGGAAGUGUCUACACAACGGCCACAUCACAACUGAGGCAAUAAGUGCAAAUUUUACGCGAGAGAACAUUUCUGAACCAAGAGAAGCACUUUUUGUUUGAGGCACUUUGAAGGGGUCGCAGAAUGUCAAACCGAGGUCUCGUGCCUGAGGUCUGUUCUUUGCAUAUAUUACUGUAGUGUUGCAGAUACAUCAUUCAUAGAAAAGUCCUUGACUUAUUAUAUUUAGCACUGGUCUACAAUGAGCAACCCAAGCUUUAAUAUCUCUGGCGAGUUCAGUCCAAAGGCCUCUAAAGGGACAGUUUACCCAAAAAUGAACAUUUAUUUUAUUAGUGAAACACAAAUUUGAGAUGUUAGGCAGAAUGUGUGAGCUGCACUUUUCCAUACAGUGAUUUAUUCUGUUCCAAAAUGGAAAAAAAGGACCAUAUACAGU
Molecule: messenger RNA, 2068 nt
Organism: Rhinichthys klamathensis goyatoka
Lineage: Eukaryota; Metazoa; Chordata; Actinopteri; Cypriniformes; Leuciscidae
Gene: tlcd3bb
Product: TLC domain containing 3Bb
Exons: 7
Coding region: 520-1425 (301 amino acids)
Biological process (GO): lipid homeostasis; ceramide biosynthetic process
Cellular component (GO): endoplasmic reticulum; membrane
Molecular function (GO): sphingosine N-acyltransferase activity
Source: RefSeq, a predicted model, not a curated record